This is a messenger RNA of Amyelois transitella, 2523 nucleotides long. RefSeq names its product LIM domain only protein 3. Gene Ontology annotation, molecular function: transcription coactivator activity; DNA-binding transcription factor binding. Lineage: Eukaryota; Metazoa; Arthropoda; Insecta; Lepidoptera; Pyralidae. Gene Ontology annotation, cellular component: nucleus. Bases 442 to 1158 code for a protein of 238 amino acids. The record is from RefSeq and is a predicted model, not a curated record. The transcript is spliced from 8 exons. Gene Ontology annotation, biological process: positive regulation of transcription by RNA polymerase II.
GGCGGGUUUGCCGGCCGACACUCCAUUCGCUCGCGGGCCGUCCUCGCGAACACACGUACCAACUCUACUGCUCUCAGCUACAAACUUUACUCGAGCUACGGACACUCGAUAGCAAAACGCCGGUACCCAUUUUCCCCGACUUAGUACACAAUUUCAAUUAACACCGCGACCAAUCGGAUGAUUAAGAAUUCGGCUUUGUAAUACUUUGCCGGUUUUUCACCUUACGGAAGUGACUGUACCGAUUAAUUGCACUCGGUGACAAUUGGAGUGGACGAGAUUUAAGUUCGUGACAGUGCCAUUGUUUUUGUGUUAUAAACUGAUGUUUUUGGAGAUUUAACGGUGUCUGUUAUAGCACGGAAAUAUUUGAGAUUGUGAUUAAUUGUUGUAACGAAUUGGGAGGCGCUGAGAUAUUUCAUGUGAUGCGCGAGUGACACCGUCGCCAUGAUUCGAGAUCCACCGGCCAUGCAUAAGCCUGAAAACACAAACAGUCAACAAGAAGAGAACAAAUACAGUCGCACCAGCGGCGUGACCAGCAACACGGGGGGCGCUCGGCUUUGCGCGCAAUGUGGGAAAGUCAUCACAGAGAGGUUUCUUCUCAAGGCGAUGGAGAGGUUCUGGCACGAAGACUGCCUUAAAUGCGGAUGUUGCGACUGCCGUCUCGGGGAGGUGGGCUCAAAGCUGUAUUACAAAGCCGACCUUAUGCUGUGCAAAAGGGACUAUCUUAGGUUAUUUGGUGCCACAGGCAAUUGUGUGGCGUGCAACAAAGUCAUUCCCGCCUUCGAAAUGGUAAUGCGAGCCAAAAGCUUCGUUUACCACUUAGAAUGCUUUGCCUGUCAGCAGUGCAAUCACAGGUUUUGCGUAGGCGACAGAUUUUAUCUGUGCGACAACAAGAUUCUCUGCGAGUACGACUACGAGGAGAGACUAGUUUUCGCUAGCAUGGCCGCCAACCCUAGCGGACUGGCGCACAUCCGGCGACAAGUCAGCGGGUUACAGCAGUCUCCGAGCGGGGGAUACGUGGGAGGCGCGGGUUGUGCGGCAAGCGCGGCGGGUGCGCCUCCGCUGUUGGACAAGGACGGCGGAGGCUGCGCCGGCGCAGACGACGCGUCCAGCGGCUACGGCAGUCCGCCCGACCCCGACGUGUGCGACGCCGCGCGAUGACCGACGAUGCCUCGCCGACUUCUCGCCUCGGUAAAACCUCACUGACCGGCGGGACGACAGGCCUCUAGCGGUUUCCACGCAGGGCACUUCUGGCACCCCACCACCGUCUACCCAGUAGAGUGGCUCCCAUCUCCUAUCUAGCCAUCACCAUCGCCCUGUAACAAUACCUACAUAUAAUACAUAGUUUAAUAUGCUUUAUUUUAUUACUGUUUCUAGUUCAUGUUGUUCAAUCUAAUAAACUGAAAUUGUAACUGUGUUAUAAUGGCGUUGCCACGCGGUAUUUUUAAAUCCUAUGUGAAGAAUUACAUCGAGUCGUCUCGGCAAAUAUAUUUUACAAGCUCGACACGAAAGUACAUUAGGCUAGAAGGCGGUCCGUGGAUAUGCGGCCACUUUACAAAGUGUCCGGGAUGAGUCGCGAUAACGUUGUCAGAACACGAUAUUUCCAUUAUGUAUACGAUUUGAGCACUUGUUUACAUGUUAAGAUAGCCUCGCGUGGGUAGGAGGCGCAUUCUUGCUUCUACUAAUAUAUAGAUAGUACCACAUCUUGUGCUUAGCCAGUUCAUAUUUGUCAAAAGAUAAAAAGUCAAUGUGCAAUCCUACGACUUUUUUUGUUUAAAUUACCUAAAUUACUUAUCUAAAUGGCAGCUAUAUCACACUUGCAAUAAUUAUUACUGUAAAAGUAGAUAUCAUUUUCUCUAUUAUGGUCAUUAUAUUCAUCAUAAAAGGAAGAUCCAGGCCCUAAAGUUAUAAUAAUUGAUAAUGUAAUCGAUCUCAUUGUUAUGAAGUUUUGUGUACAUUAAGAACUAAAUAUUGUUAUCAUACAAGGUAUGAAGUUUUGCAUGAUUUCUCUUUUAUUAUUUUUCUUUGAUUGGUUAGGUAAAUGUUUUUAAGUUUUAUGUUUUUUUACCAAAGAUAAGUUUGCGUUAUAAUAAUUCUAGCUUACAAAAAGGAGCUACGAAAUGUAGAUUUAAUAGUGAUAUAUCUGGUACUCAGAAGUGGUGCAAUGCUUAGUUAAGGACUUCUGUAGGUAUAAAUAAAGGUUUCAAGGCAUUUAAUUUUCUGCCACUGCUUCAGUAUGUUGUUUGCAAGACUAAUCGUAUCUUCGAUACGUGUAAUGCUUAAACAUUGCGUUUUUCUACGGAAAGUGAAACCGUUUAAAUACUAAUGUUUUAAUAUAAAUAGCUAUUGUAAAAUAAAGAUUUCUACAAUAAAAGAUGUAUUUAUGUAUAAAAUUGAACUGUCGUUAAUUAUAAAUAUUGGCUAGAGUAAAAAUGUCAACGUUUAAAUAACCUAAAUUAAGAGAUCACAAUGAAAAUGUUUCGGACUUUCGUAAACAUCGACAGAAUAAUUAUUCAUUUUGACGUU